CUGUUCAACAACGUCUCAUAUUUUGCAUGCACACAUUUAGUCAGGCCACCUGGCGGUCAUUCUGGUACACAGAGUGGCCAACUGUCCAUGAUGAGGAGAGGAGCUACAACUUGUGGUACAAGUAAAAUUUUCCCUCUUGUUGGAAUGGGAAUGCUGUUUCUCAUGAUAUAUUCCCAGCCUUUAGUUAAGAAGCCUAUUCCAGUCUACGCUGAGAGGGGUAUAGAAGCCAGCAAACAUAUAAAACUACAGAGCCAUAGGGCUGAAGAGCAGUCGACAGUGAGUCCAAGACAAGUGCAGGAGAAUGUCUCAGGUUCUUGUGUUCCGCGGGAGACGUUUGUCUUCACGAAGGGCCACAAGACGGGCAGUACCACCAUGGUCAACACCUUCCAGCGCUACACCAUCUACCACAACCUAACAGUGCUGAUGCCAGUGGGUCGAGGCCCGCUAAGCUGGCCGUUCCCCCCGCGGGAAGACGAGUAUGUACAUCUGCCAGGAGAGCGGUACGACGCGCAGCUGCACCACUUUGUGUACAACAAACAAUGGCUACGGAAAAAGUUCCCUCCUGACACUCCCUACUUCUCGAUCAUCAGACAGCCUUUCAGCCAUCUUAAGUCCCAGUUUAACUACUACCGCCUUCCUGGCCUCCUUGGCAUAGAUAAGUCGCCAAACCCGCUCAAGACGUUCCUUAAGGACCCUUGGAGGUAUCAGAACAAGUCUGAAGUUUUCUUCCCCCACGUGAACGUGACUUGGGACGGUUCGAGGAACCCCAUGAGCUUCGACCUUGGGUGGCCGGCAGUGAAGGCUGACAGCGAGGAGGAAGCGCGUGCCUACAUCACUCAGCUCGAAACCGACUUUAAGCUGGUCCUGAUCCUGGAACACAUGGACGAGUCGGCUGUCCUUCUAAGACGCCUGAUGUGCUGGAAGACUCAAGACGUUGUCUACUACUUAAAGAAGAAAAACGAGCGCGAGUACUCCUUUAAGAAGUAUGUACCAACGCCGAAGGAGAUUGCGAACCACCGCCGUUGGAGCGCAGUAGACUACAUGCUGUACGAAACUUUCAACAAGUCACUCUGGCAGAAAAUAGAAGAUCAGGGUCCAGACUUCUUCGAUGAGGUUGAAUACUUCAAGCGCAUCAACGCAGACAUCAGCAGCCACUGCACAAGAACCAUGGAGCAGCACAAGAAAAGAACUAAACACAAGAAGAGACAACAGAAAAGGGAAACCCUGGUGGUGCCGGUAUCUAAGUGGAGCCCGGAGUUUGUGGUGGACUACACAUUCUGUUUUUACAUCACGCCAAAAAAGACCAUCACUCUAGACGUUGUGAUGAGGGGAGGACGGAAGUACAGCAAAGAGGAGAUGAGCUACGCGAUAAUCGGUAUAACGACAAACCUGGCACGUAUCCGCAAAGGACUGCCAACCUAUAACAGCAAACGUGACGCCAAGCUAGCUGGGAUCAAGAUUUAAGUUCAACAGAAACACCAGCUAAUAAAUAAAAGCACAAGUUUAACAGUC
Messenger RNA from Branchiostoma floridae (Florida lancelet), 1512 nucleotides. Its product is annotated as galactose-3-O-sulfotransferase 2-like. The transcript has 8 exons. Lineage: Eukaryota; Metazoa; Chordata; Leptocardii; Amphioxiformes; Branchiostomatidae. The coding region runs from base 88 to 1464 and encodes 458 amino acids. Gene Ontology annotation, molecular function: galactosylceramide sulfotransferase activity. Gene Ontology annotation, biological process: glycolipid biosynthetic process. The record is from RefSeq and is a predicted model, not a curated record. Gene Ontology annotation, cellular component: membrane.